This is a messenger RNA of Fulvia fulva, 417 nucleotides long. RefSeq lists its product as uncharacterized. The transcript has a single exon. Bases 1 to 417 code for a protein of 138 amino acids. NCBI's taxonomy places the organism in Eukaryota, Fungi, Ascomycota, Dothideomycetes, Mycosphaerellales, Mycosphaerellaceae. The record is from RefSeq and is a predicted model, not a curated record.
AUGCUGGAUGACCUCAUCAAUGUGAGGCGACUGCACAAACCCAAAUGCUUCUCCCAAGCAGUUGGACGAUCCCAGCUGUACAUUAAGGGAGACAUGGAAAUUGUGUUCAAGAACCAAUUUGGCCAGAAGCAAACCUUCAUGGCCCGCAAUGUCCUGUACUCCCUAGAUGCUGAUGCUACAUUGAUUUCUGCAGAACUUAUGUUUAAAGAUCAUGGCAUCUAUAUAGACAGGCCAUCAAACACCCUGCUCCAGAAAGGCAAGCCAGUGGGCUUGCUCACAAUAGUCAAGAAUGUGACUGUGCUCAGGAACUUCCGCAUUAGGAGAGCUCCAAAGAGCAAAAUCAACAGAUCAAAACUGAGAGGCCUUGCAGCACUUGCCUUUGCCAAGCCAAGAGCUGACAAUGUUAGAUGGCACUAA